This is a messenger RNA of Calidris pugnax (ruff), 522 nucleotides long. It is a transcript of the gene SLC25A31, whose product is annotated as solute carrier family 25 (mitochondrial carrier; adenine nucleotide translocator), member 31. The record is from RefSeq and is a predicted model, not a curated record. Gene Ontology annotation, cellular component: mitochondrial inner membrane. Gene Ontology annotation, molecular function: ATP:ADP antiporter activity. Gene Ontology annotation, biological process: mitochondrial ADP transmembrane transport; mitochondrial ATP transmembrane transport. NCBI's taxonomy places the organism in Eukaryota, Metazoa, Chordata, Aves, Charadriiformes, Scolopacidae.
AUGGUGGCCACCAUCUUCAAGAGGGCGGUGGAGCCCCUCGAGAGGGUGAAGCUGUUGCUGCAGUUUCAUGGGCUUGGUGACUGUAUUAUUCAAAUUGCAAAGACUGACGGACUUCCUGGCCUGUACCAGGGAUUUGUUGUUUCAGAACAGGGAAUCUACAGAGCCUCCUCUUUUGGAUGUUACGACACCAUUAAGGGAUUAUUUCCAAAUCCAAAGCAAACUCCAUUCAUUCUUUGCUUUUUUGUUGCUCAAGUUGGGACUACGUUCUCAGGAAUGCUGUCUUACCCUUCUGACAAUGUCAGGAGAGGCAUGAUGAUGCAGAGAGGGGAGACUGAAUGUCAAUAUAGAGGAGCCGUUGGCUGCUUUAUGAAAAUGUAUGAGCAAGAGGGGCUUAAUGCUUUCUUCCAUGGAGCAUUCUCCAACAUCUGCCGUCGAAGAAGAGGAGCCUUAGUGCUAGUUCUUUAUGGCAAAAUUAAGGACAUUUUUGAUCUCAAUGUUUCAGAGAGUUCAGGAUCUGAUUAA